Amyelois transitella is the source of this 2399-nucleotide messenger RNA. RefSeq names its product protein bric-a-brac 2. The transcript has 12 exons. Gene Ontology annotation, molecular function: protein binding. NCBI's taxonomy places the organism in Eukaryota, Metazoa, Arthropoda, Insecta, Lepidoptera, Pyralidae. Gene Ontology annotation, biological process: regulation of transcription by RNA polymerase II. The record is from RefSeq and is a predicted model, not a curated record. Gene Ontology annotation, cellular component: nucleus. Bases 324 to 1583 code for a protein of 419 amino acids.
UGAACCACAAGUCGGCACCACGCUUUUGCAAAUGGCUGCCGUAUGACGGAUUGCGAUUGCCGUCAAAAUGCAUACGCGACAUUUUAAAUGCUUGCCGAUCCUAUAAUUUGUGGUCUUUCAUGUUCACAAACUCAAAUUAAUUGAAUACAAGCCGGCAUCGCAACCCAGUAUUAAUUAUACACUCUAGUCUUUAUAGUUUCUAAACAGUUGUACUUAAAUUAUAAAAAAUAAAUAUUAUAUAUAUAUAUUAAAAUUUAAUCUGUGAUAUUUACAUGGGACUUGGCCAAAGAUAUUAAUAUGUUGAUUCACUGAACUGAAUUAAGAUGGCGUUACCACCGCAGCAGUUUUGUGUCAGAUGGAACUCUUAUCAUACAAAUUUACAGGCGGUGUUCCCUCGUCUCCUGCUCACCCAGCAGUUCGCGGACGUGACCCUGGCCUGCGAGUCCCGGCAGCUGAGGUGCCACAAGCUGGUGCUGUCGGCAUGCUCGCCGUACCUGGAGCGGUUGCUGCUGCAGAACCCGUGUGAGCAUCCUAUAGUGCUGCUCAGGGACAUGAGGUUCAGUGAAAUGCAAGCCCUUGUGGACUUUAUGUACAAGGGCGAAGUAAAUGUCACCCAAGAGGAGUUGCCCAGCUUGCUGAAGUCAGCUGAGGCGUUACAGAUCAGGGGACUCUGUUCGAGCGACACGUCUUUCGCUUCGGACUGCAAGACUGACUCCAAAGACUUCACGGUCGCGAGCGAGGCGCUAGUUGCGCACGCGCAGAGCGCUAACGGUCAAAAGCAACAGCCGGCCGAGAAGCCGUCGAACACAACGAACGGCCCCAAGAAACGCAAGUCUGAAGAGAGGAGCGAGGUGAAACAGGAGACCGUAGAAGAGGACGGACUGUACUAUGGCGAACUGGAGAAUGACAAUAUGGAGUAUAAUGAGGAUGAGGAAUCCGGAAAACCUGGUAGCAGUUUAGGACAGACUUCCGAAUCAGCCGAGUUGGCGCUAGCAAACGUUCAAUGCCAGUACGACAGCCCAUCGGACGCCGAGGAGGAGCGCCCGCCGGCGUCCGACCAGAGCUGCCGGCCGGCGGGCGACCACACCUACGACCUGCGGGACGAGCCGCCCGCGUUCAUCAUCCACCAUGUCGCUGCUCCACCUCAAACCACCCAGGCGUCAGUGGUGUCCCCGCAGACGCCAUUCCUGGAGGUGACCCCGAAGAUCAUGACCCUGGGACCGGGUUACGUCCCGUCCGUCAACGUUAUACAUGUUGGGGAGAGGCCACACGUAACCCAGUCCACUCAGCAGGAAUACAACAUCAACAAACGCAUCAGACGAAGCGAAGUCCUGUUAAAGCAAGCGGCUGACUGCGUUAGCCAAGGUCUGACUUUUCAAACAGUCUCUGAGCAGUUCAACAUACCCAUUUCUACCAUACGGUUCUUCAUGGCUCGCAAGGGCAUCUUACCACAGCGGAGACGUGGGCGCAGUACACAGCUGAAGCCGUGCAGCAGCCCGGAGCCCCCGUUCCAUAUGCAGCACUUCAAGCUGCCCGACAUGAUAGCUUUACAAGAGGAAGGCGACAAGGAAACCACAUCUUAAUUCUUAUGCCACAUUGUUCACGGUAAAAUAAAAAAAUGUCUAUGGAAACACGUUUACUAGCGACAUCUAUACGCAGGACCGUUAUGAAAAUGUGUUUAUGCUGUUUCAUUCAAUAUUUUUUCAAAAUAACGAAAGAAAUUGUGUUUCGAUUUAAAUUAUAUUCUCUAUCGAAAUCCACACGGCUUAAAACCACGAAUUUAGAUAGAUGGGCUUAAAUUAUCUGUAGACAUCAGGAUGUUCAUAUAGGUUUUAGAAUCUCGUUGUAUAGGUACUAUAGUUGUUAGUAUGAUGUAUUUACAUAGAAAUUGUUUAGUGAAAUUAAAAAUGUUCUGCAAGAAAAAAGAACAGUUUGGUACAGAAUUGUCUGAAGAAAUUGUGGCGCCAUCUAUUGCUGACGGUCUAAAAAUAAAAUUAUAAAUACAACUAAAAAAAAUUCUCUGACUAGGUAAAUACUUAAAAAAAAUUGUACUUAAUUUUUGCAGAUAACAUCAGAAACAAAACGAUGUAAGCAAAAGAUACAUUCAUAGGUAUGGUGUCUUUGUUUAGAAAUCAAGUAAAAAAAAGACAACGUGAGAUAAUAAGAUUUUGCUUAAAAUACGGGCUUUAAAAUACAUGUCCCAUGGAAGUGUUAUAACAACUUGUAAAUAAUUUAAUCUGUCAUGGUAAUAUAUUGAAUGUACCGUGGGAUCACAUAGAAAAUUAUAUUAAACCUUAGUUAACAGAAAAGUAUUUUAGCCUCCAUAAGUACUGGUUUGGUGACGGAUAAAAAAUCACUUUGUGGCAGUUGAUUAUCUUCCCGCGCACAUUUAAAAAAAU